Molecule: messenger RNA, 1056 nt
Organism: Suillus subaureus
Lineage: Eukaryota; Fungi; Basidiomycota; Agaricomycetes; Boletales; Suillaceae
Exons: 4
Coding region: 1-1056 (351 amino acids)
Molecular function (GO): protein binding
Source: RefSeq, a predicted model, not a curated record
AUGACUAGUAUGCAAAAAGGUAAUAGGAAACAAUCAAAGAAAGAUUUUGAAGACAUUACUACCGCUGCCAAUGGCCUCAACAGCGGUCAGGCCACACCAAACGGCGCGAUCCUUCUCCUCAUCGACUACUCGACUCCCACGAUGCAGAAGACCACAGCCACCGCCUCAGCACCCAAUCCGUCACUUCUCUUACAUCUUCCCGUCCCGCACCACCCUCACCAGCAAUAUCCCGUCGUGCAUCAGGUCUAUCCCGUACUUCCUCAAAAUCCCGCUCUCGCCCAGUCUCAGACGCCAAUUCUCGCUCACAACGCCCCGUAUCUGGCGCACUCUCACCCAGCGCAGUUCUCUCUCGCACACCCAGUGGAUGUCGUACCAAAGAUGUCCUCGAAUAAAGGCAAAGAACCAGAGUCAGCACCCAUCGAGACUAAAGUCCCUAUUAAAAUCCGCGACUAUGCGUUUGCGCCUUCAGAUCUGCGGUUCUCAGGUGGAGGACCGAAUGUACCCCGUUCAAAUCGUCCCAAGGUCCUUGCCCGCCGUUUACGCGGGUCGUCCUCGUCGACGUCCUCUUUGACUUCCACGUCGUCGACGGAAGAGGAAGACGAGCAGUGGGAGGAUGAGAAUGACAACAAUGGUUGGGGAGGCUUCAAGUGGGGGUUUCAGAAAUUGCAGUCUGGUUGGGGCCUUGGCUCGGGUUCCUCCUCUUCAGAGGACUUUCCUUCGAGAACGGACUUUGCCCGUAACUUUGGCGAUGGCAGUGGGGAUGAUGAUGAGAGUGAGGUGUAUGAAGAGCCAGAUGAAUUCCCUGAGAACCAAGACGAUGAUGAGGAGAUGGAGGGAGAGCCCAUGUUACACCCUGGCCUUUACCGUGCACUGUAUUCCUUCGAGCCAGAAGGAACUGCGGAGAUGAAGCUUGAUGAAGACCAAAUCGUCCGUGUCGUCGGACGGGGUGGUGGAGUUGGAUGGGCCGUAGUUGUGAGAGAGGACACUGGUUCGCAUGCACUCGUACCGGAAAGUUAUCUAGAGGUCGUCAAACUCGAUGGGGACGACCAAGACUGA